Messenger RNA from Sardina pilchardus (European sardine), 2541 nucleotides. Its product is annotated as short transient receptor potential channel 7-like. The transcript is spliced from 11 exons. Bases 1 to 2541 code for a protein of 846 amino acids. Gene Ontology annotation, cellular component: plasma membrane; cation channel complex. Gene Ontology annotation, molecular function: protein binding; inositol 1,4,5 trisphosphate binding; store-operated calcium channel activity. The record is from RefSeq and is a predicted model, not a curated record. Lineage: Eukaryota; Metazoa; Chordata; Actinopteri; Clupeiformes; Clupeidae. Gene Ontology annotation, biological process: calcium ion transmembrane transport; single fertilization; regulation of cytosolic calcium ion concentration.
AUGAACAGGAGGCACACCACGCUGCGGGAGAAGGGCCGGCGGCAGGCCGUGCGCGGGCCGGCCUACAUGUUUAGCGAGCGCGCCACCAGCCUGACGGCCGAGGAGGAGCGCUUCCUGGACGCCGCGGAGUACGGCAACAUCCCCGUGGUGCGCAAGAUGCUCGAGGAGUCCAAGACGCUCAACGUCAACUGCGUGGACUACAUGGGCCAGAAUGCACUGCAGCUGGCCGUGGGCAACGAGCACCUGGAGGUGACCGAGCUGCUGCUGAAGAGGGAGGGGCUGGCGCGAGUCGGGGACGCCCUCCUGCUGGCCAUCAGCAAGGGCUACGUGCGCAUCGUGGAGGCCAUCUUGGCUCACCCGGCCUUCGAGGGCGGCCUGCGGCUCACGCUGAGCCCGCUGGAGCAGGAGCCGGCGCUGCGCGACGACGAGGACUUCUACGCGUACGACGAGGACGGCACGCGCUUCUCGCAGGACGUGACGCCGGUCAUCCUGGCGGCGCACUGCCAGGAGUACGAGAUCGUGCACACGCUGCUGCUCAAGGGCGCGCGCAUCGAGAAGCCGCACGACUACUUCUGCAAGUGCGGCGAGUGCGCCGACCGGCAGCGCCGCGACUCCUUCAGCCACUCGCGCUCGCGCAUGAACGCCUACAAGGGCCUGGCCAGCGCCGCCUACCUGUCCCUGUCCAGCGAGGACCCCGUGCUCACCGCCCUGGAGCUCAGCAACGAGCUCGCGCAACUGGCCAACAUCGAAACUGAGUUCAAGAAUGACUACAGGAAGCUGUCCAUGCAGUGUAAGGACUUUGUGGUCGGCGUGCUGGACCUCUGCAGAGACACUGAAGAAGUGGAGGCCAUUCUGAACGGAGACGUGGACCAGAAUCCGUCCAGCGAGCACAACCGGCCCUGCCUGAGCCGAGUCAAGCUCGCCAUCAAGUACGAGGUCAAAAAGUUUGUGGCUCAUCCUAACUGCCAGCAGCAGCUCCUGACGCUGUGGUAUGAGAACCUGCAGGGCCUCAGACAGCAGUCCAUCGGGGUCAAGUGCUGGACAGUCCUGGGUGUGACCGUGGGGCUUCCCUUCCUUGCUGUUUCGUAUUGGAUCAUGCCAUGCAGCAAGCUUGGCCAGAUCCUUCGUAGCCCGUUCAUGAAGUUUGUAGCCCACGCAGUGUCCUUCACCAUUUUUCUCGGUCUGCUUGUGGUCAAUGCAUCAGACCGAUUCGAGGGAGUCACAAACCUUCCCAACGAGACCAUUACUGACCACCCUCGGCAAGUCUUCCGUGUGAAAACGACACAGUUCACCUGGACAGAGAUGCUUAUCAUGAAAUGGGUCCUUGGAAUGAUCUGGUCAGAGUGCAAGGAGAUUUGGAGUGAUGGGCCACGAGAGUAUGCCAUGCACCUUUGGAACAUUCUGGACUUUGGCAUGCUGUCCAUCUUUGUGGCAUCCUUCACAGCGAGGCUCAUUGUUUUCCUAAGGGCUUCCAAGGCACAGCUGUAUGUGGACCAACAUGUGCUGGACACAGACCUAAGCAAUGCCUCUCUGCCAGAGGAAGUGGCCUACUUUACCUUUGCCAGGAUCAAAUGGGUUCCUUCGGACCCUCAGCUCAUAUCUGAAGGUCUCUACUCCAUUGCUGUGGUUUUAAGUUUCUCAAGAAUAGCCUACAUUCUACCUGCAAAUGAGAGCUUCGGGCCACUGCAGAUCUCCUUGGGCCGCACAGUGAAGGACAUAUUUAAGUUCAUGGUCAUAUUCAUCAUGGUCUUCCUGGCCUUCAUGAUCGGCAUGUUCAAUCUGUACUCACACUACCUAGGAGCCAAGUACAACCCUGCUUUCACCACGGUGGAGGAAAGUUUCAAAACCCUUUUCUGGUCCAUCUUUGGCUUGUCUGAAGUCAUCUCUGUGGUUCUGAAGUAUGACCACAAAUUUAUUGAGAAUAUCGGCUAUAUCCUCUUCGGUGUCUAUAACGUCACUAUGGUUGUGGUUCUGCUCAACAUGUUGAUAGCCAUGAUCAACCACUCAUACCAAGAAAUUGAGGAGGAUGCAGAUGUGGAAUGGAAGUUUGCUCGUGCCAAGCUGUGGCUCUCGUACUUUGAUGACGGACGCACAUUGCCACCACCAUUUAACCUGGUGCCAAGUCCAAAGUCGUUCUAUUACUUGGCUUUGCGUACCAGGGCUUGUCUUGUAAGACUUUGCAAGUCCAAGGCAUUCCACCAUGAAAAUCAGCUCGAAAUGGACAAGGUCAACUCUCACUCAAAGAAAUUUGAUCGAUUCAGAGCUCACGAUCGGGCACAAGAUGAGUUCACGGUGCGAAACCCUAUCAAACACCCAACACGCUAUCAGAAAUUGAUGAAACGGCUCAUUAAGCGAUAUGUCCUGAAGGCACAAGUCGACAGUGAAAACGACGAAGUCAACGAAGGUGAGCUGAAGGAGAUUAAGCAGGACAUCUCCAGUCUACGCUAUGAGCUGCUGGAGGAAAAGUCACAGGCCACAGGAGAACUGGCUGACCUGAUACAGCAGCUCAGCGACAAAUUCAGCAAAACCAACACACCAUGA